GAUGUGUUGCAUCAUGUGAAUGUUCGAAGAGAAAUGAGUGAAGAUCACUCUUUUCUUCGUAUCCCUCCUCCUACUGGCUGGAUGAGUAGUCUCAAUAGUGUUCGGAUUCAUUGCCAGGAACAAUCCCAUUUAUGGUAUCGUUGGAGUGGCUUUAGAAGUGGAUCUCCAACAAAUAGUAUUCAUAUUCUGUCUGGUUGCAGGAAUUGUCCUUCUUUUUGUAAUGGCUUGUGGAAUGGGGACUGCUACGAAGAGAUAUUGCUUCCUUCACUACACAUUUGGUAUCUUUCUAUCACUAGUUACGGUAUUGUUCAUCAUACUAGGAGUUGCCAUGACAGCUAUUGGUUUCGGACUUGCAGACCAGUUACAGGAGCUUUGUUCUUCUGAAAAUACAGAUAGUGAUUUCCAAGAAGCUAUGAAUGAACUGUAUUUCCGUUGUGAUACAUUUUAUUGUACUGUCCUCUGUCCUUGUUAUAUCGGAUCAACAUUAUAUUUCACAGGGAAAACAGCAGCUACGAUUAAUCCAUACGACAACACAAAAGUGCAAGAUUGUAGACAAUACAUCCAAGCUGCCUACUCUACAUACAAUCUUGAAUUCUCAGACAUUGACCACAUUGUUGAGUUCCUUGAUUACUUCGGAGAAAUUGAGAUGGAGUACAAAUGUUCAGGGAUCUGCAAACUUCAAACAGUCUACUACUUCGGAGACUCUUCAAGAGGUGAACCCCCAAAAACAUGCAAAGACCCUAUCAGAGAAGACCUUCUUAUAGGUGAAAUGGGUUUGAUGGGAAUCGGAUAUCUCAUCAUUGGUGUGGCUCUCUUCGUUGUUCUGUUUGUCCAAUAUGGACUCUGAUGCAGGGAAAAAGAUGAUAGAUACAGUGAAGAUGAUAGUAGCCGCAAGUAUGAUGGAAGUCGUUAUGAAAAUCCUAAACCUUAUGCAGCACAAAGAGCUCAAAAUUAUGAAAUUUCUCAACCUAAUGGAACAGGACCAGCAUAUGUUAACAACAACCCAUACAUGUAAAUCCUUAUAUUUGAGCCCUUAGAUCAACUCUGAAGCUGAAUAUGUAUUUC
Molecule: messenger RNA, 1065 nt
Organism: Moneuplotes crassus
Lineage: Eukaryota; Ciliophora; Spirotrichea; Euplotida; Euplotidae
Source: the annotation of a GenBank genome assembly